Benincasa hispida (wax gourd) is the source of this 552-nucleotide messenger RNA. Lineage: Eukaryota; Viridiplantae; Streptophyta; Magnoliopsida; Cucurbitales; Cucurbitaceae. The record is from RefSeq and is a predicted model, not a curated record.
AUGAAAAGAAGAGUCAACGAGACAGAGGUAAUUACGCUAACGCAGGAGUGCAAUGCGUUAGUAAGCAACAAUCUACGCAAGAAACAGAAGGACCCUGGGAGCUUCACAGUCCCAUGCUCGAUAGGAGGGUUGGAUGUGGGACAUGCGUUAUGCGAUUUGGGAGCAAGCAUUAAUCUCAUGCCACUCUUAAUGUUUAAGAAAUUGGGAAUUGGCGAAGCACAACCCACUUCUGUUACUCUUCAACUCCCUGACAGAACAAUCAAGUACCUUGAAGGAAAGAUUGAAGACAUUCUUGUAAAAGUUGACAACUUCAUUUUCCCAGCAGAUCUUAUUAUCUUAGACUAUGAAGCGGACAGGGAUGUACCAAUUAUCCUUGGACACCCCUUCUUAGCCACUGGGAAAGUUUUAAUAGACGUGCAUAAAGGAGAAUUGACUAUGCGCGUGGAUAAUCAAGAGGUGAAGUUUAAUGUGUUAAACGCAUUAAAAUUCCUGGAUAAUGAAGAUUGUCAACUGAACAGUAUAGAGUUGCCUGAAAAAGAGACCCAAGUCUGA